AUGACCUCCAGCGUCGUACGACUCGGCCAGAAGUGCCCUGCUUUCGUUUUACACCCCGGGGGCAGAUUCGAUUAUGAAGAGCGUGUUAUACCUAAUCUUCAGACGGACCGCGACGUCAUCGUCCAGGUUAUCGUGACUGGCCUUUGUGGCUCCGAUAUCCACUAUUGGCAGCAUGGCCGCAUAGGGCGGUAUGUGGUCGAAGCCCCCAUUGUCCUUGGCCAUGAAUCCGCCGGCAUUGUGGUGGAAUGCGGGAGUAAAUCGGGUUUCGCUAUCGGUGAUCGCGUAGCCCUGGAGCCAGGCAUUGCCUGCAAUACCUGCCAUCAUUGCCGCGCGGGGAGAUAUAACCUCUGUAGCGCGAUGCGUUUUGCUGCCACACCACCCUAUGAUGGGACACUGGCGACCUACUACCGUCUUCCUGCAGAAUGCUGCUACAAGCUGCCAGCACAUGUAUCCCUGCAACACGGAGCACUGGUCGAACCGCUCAGUGUGGCAGUGCACAGCUGUCGACUGGCAGGAGAUAUGCAGCAAAAGUCGGUCGUCGUCUUUGGCGCUGGCCCAGUCGGUUUGCUCUGCGCAUCCGUUUCCCGCGCAUUCGGUGCAUCGACAGUUGUGGUUGUUGACAUUAACUCCGACCGACUUAGCGUGGCACAAAAGUACGGAGCCACGCACACGUAUAAAAUGAGCAACGAAUCCCCGGAACACAAUGCUGCCAGAAUUUUGGAAGAAAUGGAGCUGGACAAUGGGGCCCACAUUGUUUUGGAUGCCACCGGCGCCGAGCCUUGUAUGAACUGUGGCAUUUCAGUUCUUGCGUCGGGUGGAACAUUUGUGCAAGUCGGCUUGGGCAAACCGAAUCCCUCACUGCCGGUCGGUCAAAUCUGUGAUAAAGAGGCCAUUUUCAGGGGGAGUUUUCGGUAUGGUCCAGGAGAUUAUCGAACAGCAAUUGGGCUGCUGUCGUCGGGUCGGGUUGUUUUAGAGGGUUUAGUUACCCACGAGUUCCCUUUCACGCAGGCGGAAGAGGCAUUCAAGAACGUCGGCAACCGACAGGGUAUCAAGACUGUCAUCUAUGGACCUGGGGCAGAUGAAAACGCAGCGAAAGCAACCUUGACCUAA
Aspergillus niger is the source of this 1110-nucleotide messenger RNA. RefSeq lists its product as uncharacterized. The record is from RefSeq and is a predicted model, not a curated record. The transcript has 3 exons. Lineage: Eukaryota; Fungi; Ascomycota; Eurotiomycetes; Eurotiales; Aspergillaceae. Gene Ontology annotation, molecular function: zinc ion binding; L-iditol 2-dehydrogenase (NAD+) activity. Bases 1 to 1110 code for a protein of 369 amino acids. Gene Ontology annotation, biological process: D-sorbitol catabolic process.